Suillus fuscotomentosus is the source of this 1671-nucleotide messenger RNA. RefSeq lists its product as uncharacterized. The transcript is spliced from 2 exons. The record is from RefSeq and is a predicted model, not a curated record. NCBI's taxonomy places the organism in Eukaryota, Fungi, Basidiomycota, Agaricomycetes, Boletales, Suillaceae. Bases 88 to 1254 code for a protein of 388 amino acids.
GCAUCUAUUGUUGUGGAUGUGACACCAGGAAAGUAUUAAAAUAUUAAAGGCCGGGCUCAUUCUAAUCAGCUUAGCACCUCUCCCAUCAUGGAGUCUCCUAUCCGCUCUCCAUUUAGCGGCCUUCCCGUUGAGAUCGCUACCAUCAUCUUCGAAUAUGCAGCCGAGCCGACGUUUUCCCAAAGGGAAAAAUAUGACGAUAAAACUCCCUAUUCAACGGCGCUCUCCCUAUGUCUCGUCUCUCGACUUGUGAGACGCAUCGUCCUCCCCGAACUCCUGCAUACGAUCUUACUCCGCCGACGUUAUGACGUGAAAAAGUUCGUAAAUGCUCUGCUUAUGCAGAAAGCAUAUGCGCAGAAACAAAGCGACCUUUUCUUUGACUAUACAUCUGCUGUGCAGAGGAUGUGGAUUAGUGACUUCUUUGACCAUUCCCCCAAUGCACAGAGGGCGAUGGUUAACCACUUCUUUCUACGACAUCCCUUACAAGAGCCUGAAUUCGAGCUGGACAUGAGCGUACUGGUUCCGGUAAUCCUCGCUGCACCGGCACUUGCGAUUGACGUCUACCAUUUAAAGCUUAUUGUUCAGAGCGUGGAAGAUGCGUGGACCUCCCGCGCAGAUGCCAAUAUCGACCAUGAACACUCCCCCUUUCCCAGUAAAACACAAAAUCUGACGAUAAUUCGUCACAGCAGCAACUGGAAGAUCUUUGAAAACAUUCCGAAAGGAUGUGCUUUCCUCGCACCAAUCACCCAGCUCACCUUCCUGACCGAUUUGGAUGAGGAAUCAAACACUUUUCGCGACAUCAGCAGGGGUUUAAAAUCCCCCGAACUCUCGCUGUGUGAUUGGAUGAAAGAUAUUCCAUGGGCUCGUAUGAAGAGCCUUGAAGCCGUUUCAGCAGCCUACCCGCAUAUGGCUGCCCCCUUCAGCAUGCGUUCAUAUAUCGAUCCUACGAGGGGACUAGACUUGCAUGUGGAGCGACUCACGGUGUCUGCUCCCCUGUACAGGCAGGACCCUCAAUUCUUCCCUUGGGCAACCCCGCCAUUUUCUAUAACGGAUCCUGGAAAGAAGAGGGUGGAAUCGGAUGGUCUUUCCUUCGAGGUUACGCGUGAUCAGACCCACUUUUGCCGGUUUUUUUGCUCGUGGGAUAGAGCUUGGGCCUCCGGGUUAACUUUCAACGAUCGGUCUUUCUUACUGUACAAUUACUAUAGACUUCUCAUACCCAAUGCAUGGGACGGAGACUUGAUGAUUCAUGAGCCAUGAGCUACAGCAUGAUCUCCGUUCCAGAUCAUCGAAUCGACCCAAUGAACGCCUUGUCAAGUGAACAAGGGAUAGACUGUCGGAGGACAAAGUGAACAAUAGAAGAGAGUCAUGUAAAAAAAACUGGACUGGGCCUGUGGACCAUGCAUGAGACUAAUUUUUUUAUUCGAGGUUGUGUUCAUGAUCUACGCCAAUAACGAAACUCGAGUAGGGCCCGUAGCCUGGCUUUGCAGACCACUGAGUUUGCUUCUGGGACAUUUGACUGGAAGGCGCGGAAGCGCUAGAUGGAUCGCUCUUUCUCAAGGCCACGAGAUCAACUAGGAAUAUAUGGGCGAGACCACGGGACAAGAAGGGUUUCCUGCGAGGGAUCAAACAUAUUGAUGGUCCGACAUCACCAAAGAUACACAGCAACGUCCAUUA